Molecule: messenger RNA, 2497 nt
Organism: Chara braunii
Lineage: Eukaryota; Viridiplantae; Streptophyta; Charophyceae; Charales; Characeae
Source: the annotation of a GenBank genome assembly
GGGCGAAGAGGACAUUGGUAGAAGAGGAAGUGAUAACGGUUGCAUCCUACUUAGAGGGUUCAGCAGCCCGCUGGCUAAACGGAUUAGUAGCUUCCAAGGGGUUCGGCAGUAACAUGGGAGAUUGAACGCGGACUUAUACCCUGGAGAGCUUUAUGGACUUCGUGGAGGCUCGUUGGCACAACCCUCAGCAGGCACAGACUGUCACUGAUGGGCUCUUAAAGCUUGAUACUAAAAAGUACAAGUCUGUGCGAGAACUCACCAUAGCCGUAGAGCGCCUGAUCGUCGUCCCAGGAGUGGAAUACAAUCCACAGGUCUUGCUGACCAUGUUCCUGAGAUGUCUUCCCACAGACAUUAGGAAUUUAGUAGCCAGCGAGGCUCGACGCGAGUAUCACACUUUUGAGUCAUUCAGCAAGAAGGCCCUCGACUUAGAGGCUACGUUGGGUGGAGCUCAAACCCCUUCUACGGAUGGAAGAAAGAAGAAGACUCCACAAGAGUGGAAGAAGAAAGGUAGUCGAUUGAUGAUGGUUGAUUCCGACGGGAAUCAAACCGAGAUCGAUGAUGUUUCUGAACUUGUGGAAGGUUCAGAGUUUGACGGCGAGGAGAGUGUUGAGGGUAGCAACCUCGCCGCAGUAGUUAAGACUAAGGCAGCAGGUCGCGGCAAGGGCGGUCAGCAAAGGAGUCAGGGGCAGGCCGCCAACCCAAACAAAAUAGCAGUUUGGGUUAGGGCAGGCCUGGAUCAAGAUGUGUGUCUGCACCUUCUCCUACCCAGGAGGAGAGAUAACCAUAAAAUAUCAUUCCUGGUGAGCGACAAGUUGCCCUUUGACAUGUUGUUGGGCAUGUACUACCUCGAGGUUGCCAAGCCCCAGUUUGACUGGGACAAGAAGGUGUUGAAGCACGAGUUGCCUAGUGGGAGAACCGUGAGACUGACCAAGUACAAAGCCAGUAGGUUAGUAGACUCCUAUGGGUGCUUAUGCGCAUCUGCCUUUUACAAUUAUUAUAAACAGAACCAAGAGGAAGGAAUGUACUUAGUCUAUGUCUCUGCAAAAGGGGAGGCCAUUAAAACACCCCCAGAGAUAGAGACCAUCGUCGCCAAGUACCCUGAUCUGUUCGAGGAGCCUACAAGAGUCGUAGACAGGGAGAUUGUCCAUGCCAUCGAGAUCAUCCCAGGUAGUAAAACACCUAAGGGAAGAAUCUAUAGCAUGGCUCCAACCGAGUUGGACGAAAUUCGGCGGCAACUGAAAGAGCUCACAGAGAAGGGUUGGAUUCGGCCUAGCACUUCCCCCUUUGGCUCACCAGUAUUGUUUGUUCCAAAGAAAGGGGGAACACUAAGGAUGUGCAUUGAUUAUAGAGGCCUCAAUGCCAUCACCGUUAAGAACACAGAGCCUCUACCACGCAUCGACGACCUAUUCGAUAGGGUGCAGGGAUGUAAGUACUACACAAAGAUAGACUUAAAAUCCGGCUACCAUCAGAUUGCCAUAAGACUAGAGGACCAGCACAAAACCGCAUUUCAAACCAGGACCGACGAGUGUGAGGCAGCUUUCAAGCGUUUGAAGCAUGCUCUCAUGCACCAUGAGGUUCUCAUGGUACCCCACCCGCAAAGGCCAUUUGUUGUAACCACUGACGCAAGCCAAUAUGGCAUUGGCGCAGUGUUGGCUCAACAGAACGGGAAGAAGUUGAGACCGAUUGAGUACAUGAGCAAAAAGAUGUCAUCAAAGAAGUUGGCAAAGUCCACCUACGAGAGGGAACUCUACGCUCUUUACAAGGCACUUGUCCACUGGAGGCACUAUCCGUUAGGAAGAAUGAUCCCAUCACGUUGGACAUCAUCAACAAACUACAAGCUAAAGACGAAGGCCACCACUGAUGAGUUUGUGAUGGUGGAUGGGUUGCUCUUUCUUGAGAAGGCAGGGUUUAAAAGAUUAGUGGUUCCAUCUCGGGAAGAUUUGCGUAGUUUGUUCUUAGGAGAAUGCCACGACGCAACGGGACAUUUCGGCUAUAAGAAGACUAGUGCUAACUUAGUUCAGCGAUUUCGGUGGCCUAACAUGCUUGACGAUGUGAAGAAGUACGUGGAGACCUGUCAGAUCUGUCAGCGGGACAAGCCGCGAACUCAAGCUCCGCUUGGGUUACUCAAGCCUUUACCCAUUCCUGCUGGCCCAGGACAGAGUAUCUCCAUGGACUAUAUAGAUACUCUCGUGACCAGUAAGAAUGGCAAGAGGCACAUCUUCGUCAUAGUGGAUAGGUUCACUAAGUACGCUAGACUAAUCGCCAUGCCAGAGACUGUCAGGACUAAGCACGUCAUCAAGUUGUUCAUGGACAACUGGGUGCGUGACUUUGGACUUCCAAAGACGAUCGUUGGUGACAGAGAUGUGAGAUUCACAAGCAAGAUGUGGAAGAAGGCCGCUGAACAGAUGGGCAGCUAGCUUCAAAUGACUUCUGGGAAUCAUCCUGAGGCAAAUGGGCAGGCUGAACAGAUGAACCGAGUGGUGCAGCAUCUUUUGAG